CUCUUUCAUAACACACGACAACUCAAAGACAAAGACCAUCACCUUCUAUCACCCACGGCAUCAUCCCAUUGCAUCAAUCGCGACAACCGCUUCCCGCACGCGACAACGGCAAUCCCGACUAUUGCAUCUCGAGCGCGUCAAUCGUCCCGGCGCAAAUGGCUCCUCGAGCAUCAAUGGCAGCACGACCGAGUACCGGCGGAAAGCACACAGGAGGCAAAGGCAUCAAAACAAAAGCACCGCGGCGGAGUACAGGAACUGGCCACGUCAAACAAUCCCGCCGCUACAAACCUGGCACCGUCGCUCUUCGAGAGAUCCGCAAAUAUCAACGCUCAACCGACCUCUUGAUCCUAAAGCUACCCUUCGCCCGAUUGGUCAGGGAAGUCUGUAUAUCAAUGGCACCGGCCGGCUCUGGAAUCUACCGCUGGCAAAGUCAAGCAAUCAUGGCGUUGCAAGAGGCAGCUGAAGCAUUCUUGGUCCAUCUUUUCGAGGAUACGAAUCUGUGCGCUAUCCAUGCCAAAAGAGUUACCAUUAUGCAAAAGGACAUUCAAUUGGCGAGGAGAAUUAGGGGAGCUUGGGGUGGACUGGGAUGAUCAAGAUUAUGGUUCGACGAAUCUCGACAUCACAAGGCCGGGAAACAUGAAGAGCUUGGGUGACAUUUUUAUUUGGCAGGGGUUGGAGUUCUAGUUCGACACGUGGGUUUGCGUGGACAUGCAUAUUCCUGCAUUUGUUCUCAUCCCACUUCUGCACCACGAUUUUAUGCAUGGCGUUUGACGCCUUCUGUUUUUGCUACCCAGUCCGUCUGUCUGAUAGGCAGGACGGAAGAGUAUGGAGUUUGAAAGGAGGACCAAAGAUAUCCCAAACAAUGAUUGAAAGUAUUUUGUUGACUACCAUCCA
This is a messenger RNA of Aureobasidium pullulans EXF-150, 894 nucleotides long. Its product is annotated as histone-fold-containing protein. Gene Ontology annotation, cellular component: nucleosome. The record is from RefSeq and is a predicted model, not a curated record. Gene Ontology annotation, molecular function: structural constituent of chromatin; DNA binding; protein heterodimerization activity. Lineage: Eukaryota; Fungi; Ascomycota; Dothideomycetes; Dothideales; Saccotheciaceae. The coding region runs from base 174 to 590 and encodes 138 amino acids. The transcript has 3 exons.